AUGGCGCAGGAGACGCUGAAGCUGGUGUCGCCCUCCAUCGGCAACGAGCGGCGGCUGCCGCGCAACUACACGGGGGACGGCCAGGCGCGCAAGGACAUGUCGCCGCCGCUGGAGUGGUACGGCGUACCGGAGGAGGCGCAGUCGCUGGCGCUGGUGGUGGAGGACGUGGACGCGCCCGCCGACUCGGACGGCCCCGGUGUGCCUUGGACCCACUGGGUGGUGGUCAACAUCCCGCCGGGUCUCCGAGACCUCCCCGAGGGCUUCUCAGGCAAGGAGGAGGCUAUGGGCGGGGAGUACGUGGGCAUGAAGGAGGGCAACAACGACUGGAAGGUUCCCGGGUGGCGCGGCCCCAAGCCGCCCACGUCCGGCCACCACAUCCGCUUCAAGCUGUACGCGCUCGACCAAACCUUGCGUCUUGGCAACAAGGUGACAAAGGAAAGGCUGGUGGAUUCGAUGGACGGACAUGUUGUGGGAGAAGCAGAGUUGGUAGCCAUGUUUUAGACUACGAAGCUCUGGUGGUUGCUGGACACUACGGUUCCCUCACGUUGGUUCUCUUUUCCUUUUUCUUCUUCUGUGUUGUUUCCUCGUCUUGAUCGCUAAGUGUUGUCUCAAUGCAAAUAAAGUCGUAUCAGAUUCUCCCUCUC
Musa acuminata subsp. malaccensis (wild Malaysian banana) is the source of this 644-nucleotide messenger RNA. RefSeq lists its product as uncharacterized. NCBI's taxonomy places the organism in Eukaryota, Viridiplantae, Streptophyta, Magnoliopsida, Zingiberales, Musaceae. The record is from RefSeq and is a predicted model, not a curated record.